AUGGAUGAGACAAACGGGACAUCAUUUAUUGCUGAAGAUUCUGUGAAUGCCUCCGCCAGCAGGAACACCUCCGCUGGGGACCAGCGUCGGGAAAUCCCAGUUUUGCACUGGGUGAUCAUGACCGUUUCCCCGCUGGGCUUUGUUGAGAAUGGGAUUCUCCUCUGGUUCCUCUGCUUCCGGAUGAGAAGAAACCCCUUCACCGUCUACAUCACCCACUUGUCUGUUGCAGACAUCUCGUUACUCUCUUGCAUUUUUAUUCUGACUGUUGACUAUGCUUUAGAUUACGAGCUCUCUUCCGGCUACUACUACACCAUUGUCACGUUAUCAGUGACAUUUCUCUUUGGCUACAACAUGGGCCUCUAUCUGCUGACAGCCAUUAGUGUGGAGAGGUGCCUAUCCGUCCUGUACCCCAUCUGGUACCGAUGUCAUCGCCCCAAGCACCAGUCAGCCUUCGUCUGUGCCCUCCUGUGGGCACUUUCUUGCUUGGUGACCACCAUGGAGUAUGUCCUGUGCAUUGACAGCGAAGGGCAGACCCACUCUCGAAGCGACUGCAGGGCAGUGAUCAUCUUCAUUGCUGUCCUGAGCUUCCUGGUCUUCACUCCCCUCAUGGUGGUGUCCAGCGCCAUCCUGGUGGUGAAGAUCCAGAAGAAGUCGUGGGCGUCCCAUUCCUCGAAGCUGUACCUGGUCAUCACGGUUACCAUUGUCGUGUUCUUCAUCUUCGCCAUGCCCAUGAGGCUCCUCUACCUGCUCUACUACGAGUACUGGUCGACCUUCAGAAACUUGCACCACGUCUCUCUCCUCUUCUCUACCAUCAACAGCAGCGCCAACCCAUUCAUUUACUUCUUCGUGGGCAGCAGCAGGAAGAAGCGGUUCAAGGAGUCCUUAAAAGUGGUUCUGACCAGAGCUUUCAAAGAUGAGAUGCAACCCAGGCGCGUGGAAGACACCACCUUCACCCCUGCAACCGAGACCGUCGUCUGAUGGGGGAGGGAGAUUGUGGACAAAAACGGUGGGAUGCUGGCGAGCUGCAGUGUGUGCUUGGAAUGAAGGCACCGGAAGUAUCUCCUAAACAUGAUACAGAAGGACGCCCCGUCCCAUGCGCAGGAGACGCGAAUUAAGGCUGAGAUUGCGUUCUUGUGCUGUACCUUCUGGAAAUGCCUAAAUACGUGUCGGACCUCUAUCCUUUCCGCACCUUCCAAAAAACUCCUUCUGUUCCUUCUCAGGUCUUCUGGCAGCGUCUCCUCAUGAACUAUCAACAUUACGCCAACAGGAAGGUUGACAGAU
Molecule: messenger RNA, 1281 nt
Organism: Camelus dromedarius (Arabian camel)
Lineage: Eukaryota; Metazoa; Chordata; Mammalia; Artiodactyla; Camelidae
Gene: MAS1
Product: MAS1 proto-oncogene, G protein-coupled receptor
Exons: 1
Coding region: 1-978 (325 amino acids)
Biological process (GO): G protein-coupled receptor signaling pathway
Cellular component (GO): membrane
Molecular function (GO): angiotensin receptor activity
Source: RefSeq, a predicted model, not a curated record